Molecule: messenger RNA, 3503 nt
Organism: Schistosoma haematobium
Lineage: Eukaryota; Metazoa; Platyhelminthes; Trematoda; Strigeidida; Schistosomatidae
Product: Low-density lipoprotein receptor- protein 2, variant 2
Exons: 12
Coding region: 56-1990 (644 amino acids)
Cellular component (GO): plasma membrane
Molecular function (GO): protein binding
Source: RefSeq, a predicted model, not a curated record
AUUACAAUGAACCUGUCUGGAUAUUCAAUAAAUCACACACUUGGCUGUUUGACGGAUGUUCGGUCUCUAUAGAGCAACAAAUUUUCUAUGCAUAUUAUUUUUGCUCCAAACUUACUCACAACGUAUUCAGGUAAUCUAUGAGGGGCAGAAUGUUGCAUUCUAUUGUAAUGCUACCGGUGGCUCCAAAAAUGAUUACAUACACUACCAAUGGGAGGUUAAUAAUCGUGAUCUAAUAGCCACUGAUGCCUACUUUCAUAUAAGAGGCAUUCAGAAAAGUGAUGAGGGUGAGUAUAAAUGCAUUGCUACUCAAUAUGUAAAUGGGACUCCUAUCGUCGCAACUGAAUCCACAUUUAUCAGUGUUCGCAAAGCUGAUUCCGUCAUAACUCAAGAUGUCGAAGAAGGAAUUUUGGUUCGAAUUUUAUGCAAUGUAAGUAGUGAUGAGAAACCUGAUGGUGCUGGUCCAUUUCGAUACGAAUGGCGUAAUCCAAAUGGUACAUUAGUUGGAACUCAAUGGAAAUUAGAAUUGGGCCACAUCAAAGUACAUGAAUCAGGCAUAUAUGUCUGCCGUGUUUCAUACGAAUUUGACAAAAGACAAAUGUCUACCAGUUCAGCAACAAAAAUAAAUGUUAUUCCACGUGCCGGUGUAAUAUUUCCAGGAAUUCGUGGAAACGUAUUAGAAGUUUUAGAAACAGGUGAUAUUUUGCAAGAAUGUCAAGUGGUCAGUGCAAAGCCAUCUCAGUAUAACUUUCAAUGGUUUGGUCCAGAUGGUCGUUUAAUAUCUAAUUCCGCAUUUCUUCAAAGAGACUAUAUAACAAGACAACGAGAUGAAGGUAUUUACCGAUGUGUGGCUAGUCCAGUUGAAGAAGGGAGAUUACAAGUCGAGAAUAGCCUAAUUGUAACAACAGCACCACUACGUUUCCAGAUUACAACCAUAGAGGAGGACUUAAAUAUUGGAGGUUUUACACAUCGCCGUAUAGUACCAGUUGAUUCAUCUAAACCAAAUCUUACUACUCGUGAAACUUUUAUAUACCAGUGGCUAGACACAGAAAUGAAUCCAAUUCUUGAUUCGAUGGGGCCAGAUUUACGUAUCAAGUUUCAAAGUCCUUCAGAUUUUGGACGGUAUUCAGUUCGUAUCACUGGAUUGAAUUCUGGCUAUCAGAGAGAUCUGAGUACUUAUAUUACUAUGGAUGGUCGAAAUGGUGAAGUAGAACCAACUUAUUCUGUUGUAAUUCGAGAAAUUUCUGGUCCCCUUUAUUUAAAUGCACGAUUAGAAUUGGAGUGUUCUCCAAGACCACCAAAUUCAGCUGCUAGAAUUAAUUGGCUUGGUCCAGAUGGAAUGGUGGUUUCCGAUUCUAGUAAUAUAGUAUUUGAACGUUUCCAACCUCAUCAUCAAGGUAGAUACACAUGCCAAAUCUUACUACCGAAUCAAAUUAUUUUACGUCAAAGUGUAGAAUUGGUUGUUUCCGGGACAUCAACAGAAAUUCCAGAACCUGACAGACUCUAUACAAUUCGAAUUAUUCAGUCACCUACAUAUUUCAGAUAUAAUGAUGCUGUACACCUACAAUGCAUUGUUUCUCCUACACCCCCAUUAGUAUCAUAUGAGUGGUUUAAAGAUGGCGUGCUUAUUGGACGACAAGCAGAUAUCCAUAUACAGAGAUUUACCCCAGAUGAUGUUGGUCGGUAUCAGUGUGUUGCCCGACUUGACAGUAUGGUACUUACCUUUAACAGUACGAUAUCUAUUGACGAUGGUACAGGAGUGGAUUUAAUAAUGCGACCUAAUAUCAUAUAUAUCCCAGCAUUUCAUCCAUUUGAAAUUGAAUGUUUAUCUAUACGUACCGGUUUAUCACCUAUUGCCAUAUUUGGUAAUGGUGCACCUAUUGAAUCAGAUAAUCGAUUUACAAUUAUAAAACCAAAUGAACAACGAUUAAUUAUAAAAGCUACAGAUGGUUUAUCAAGUGUUUAUAAUGGUUUACGUAUUCGUGUUAUAUAAAUCUUUUAUAUGCACUUUUAAACACAGAGGAAAUAUCUCUGUACUGAUCUCUUUUCGUUAAUCAAAUAUAAUGUCUGCAAAAAUACGAAUACUUUCCCCAUAGAAAUUCAAUAUAUUCGCUGUAUUGCGUAAUCAAUAGUUGUAUGUUACCAGGACUCAAUUAUAAAGAAGUUACAUUAUACAUAAUGGAUAUUUGUACUGCUAGUCAGUCACAAUGUAGAACUCGACAAUGUAUUCAAACUUCUUCAAUAUGUGAUGGUAAAGCUGACUGUCUUGAUAAGUCAGAUGAGGGUAGCAGUUUUUGCAAUGCUGGACUUACUGUGAUUCCAACUCGUAUUGUAGUUAAACCAUCAGAACCUUUUUCACUUAAAUGUCAAACUAUUUUACCAGGGACCAGAAUGCCACAUGCACGUUUUGUACAUAGUGGUCAAGAUGUAGAGUCCGAUCCUCGAUUUAUCAUUGAGAGAUCUCCAGGUAUUCUGCUUAUUAAGGCACCAUAUGGACUUUCAGUAGAAGCCAAUGAUACAAGAAUUGAAUGUUACUUUCCCGAUGAAAGCCCUAGAACUGCAAUAAUCAAUGUAGUUACCGAUCGAUGUGGAUUAGGAUACUUCAUGUGUUAUGACGGAAAUUGUAUACAACAAUCUCAGAGAUGUGACGGGCAAACUCAAUGUCCCGAUGGAUCUGAUGAAAUUAAUUGUGUUUGCCAACCACCUAGCAUUCUUUGUUCUUCGGGUGAGUGUAUUACUCCUGAAAUGCGAUGUGACGGUACACAACAUUGUCGAGACGGCUCAGAUGAAAUUGGUUGCCGUAAGUUCAGAAAUAUGUUUUUCUAUAGAAGAGUGUGUUAUUAAACAAGUAAUGGAAUUUUGCUGUAUGGAAAUUAAGUAAAAAGAUAUAUCCUAUUAUAGAGAAAUUGAACGCAAGUUCAUGCAUCAUGAAAUAUCUAGGAUUUUGGAAUAAAAUUUACCAAUUACCAAACCUAGUUUUCACAUGUAGUAAAAUUUCCAUAGAAAAAAGAAUUAAAACGUUGGUUAUCUUUUUCCGAAGCUUUGAGGUUCUCCUGAUAAUGAGUUAUUGAAUCUUACUGAUAUAAAUGAGGUGUUUAGUCAAAAUAUAUAACACACAUAGAAAUACUCACCCGUUAAAUGUAAAUCUACAGGAAGAUCAACGUCUAGUUACAACCAUUUACUAAAUCGCUAAUAUUCGUGUAAAAAUUCCUAAUGAAAAGAGACUUAUAAAAACACCAACAGAGCAACAAAAAUAAAAUUUCAAUAAACAAAAGACUACUCAAAAAUCAUACAGAGACCAUAUGCGCACAAAUACACCAAAAAAGGGAUAUAAACCAGGAAUUACAAAAUGUUUAGAAAAUAUCGAAAGAAAAUGUGCGAGAAAAUGCAGCAGUUAGUGAUAACCGUCAAAAUGCAAUGGUUGUGUUGGUGAAUGUGUAGUAACCAAUCGACUUAAAGGCUGAGCACAUGUAUGUAACCACUGUUUGAAAUAAGAGACUAUUCUA